This is a messenger RNA of Vombatus ursinus (common wombat), 1868 nucleotides long. RefSeq names its product solute carrier family 3 member 2 (gene SLC3A2). The transcript has 10 exons. The record is from RefSeq and is a predicted model, not a curated record. Lineage: Eukaryota; Metazoa; Chordata; Mammalia; Diprotodontia; Vombatidae. The coding region runs from base 86 to 1714 and encodes 542 amino acids. Gene Ontology annotation, biological process: amino acid transport; carbohydrate metabolic process.
AUCCUGCCCCGGAGCGCAGCGCGCACACUUCACCGGAGCGGAAGGAGCGUUAGGCGAAGCCGGAGCCCUCGCCGGCCACGUCGCCAUGAGCCAAGACGCCGGGGUGGAUAUGGCGGAGGUGGAUAUGAAGGAGGUGGAGCUCAACGAGCUGGAGCCCGAGAAGCAGCCCAUGAACGCGGCCGGCCCGCCGUCCGCCGCCUCGGGGGGCGAGAAGAACGGCGUGGUCAAGGUCAAGGUGGCCGACGACGAGGCUGAUGCGGCGGCCGCCGCGGCUGCCGCCAAGUUCACGGGCCUGUCCAAGGAGGAGCUGCUGAAGGUGGCCGGGAGCCCCGGCUGGGUGCGCACCCGCUGGGCCCUGCUCCUGCUCUUCUGGCUGGGCUGGCUGGGCAUGCUGGCCGGCGCCGUGGUCAUCAUCGUCCAGGCGCCGCGCUGCCGCGAGCUGCCCGUCCAGCGCUGGUGGCACCAGGGUGCCCUGUACCGCAUCGGAUCCCUGAAGGCCUUCCACGGCCAGCCCGAGAACGCCAACGGGACUCUGGCUGGAUUGAAGGCACAUCUUGAUUACCUGAGCACCCUGAAGGUGAAGGCGUUGGUGUUGGGGCCCAUCCACCAGAACCUUGAAGAUGACCUUGCUAAGACGAACCUGCUGCAGAUCGACCCCACCGUUGGCUCCCAGGAAGAGUUCACCCAACUCUUGGAAGCAGCCAAGAAAAAGAAUAUCCAGAUCAUUCUAGAUCUUACCCCCAACUACCGAAGUCAGAGCAGCUGGUUUCUGCCCAAUCAGAAUGAAGAUGUGAAUGGGAAGAUGAAGGAAGCCCUGAGCUUUUGGCUGAAGGCGGGUGUGAGUGGUAUCCAGGUCCACGAUGUCCAGAACCUUGCUGAUGCUUCUUCAUUCCUGCCUCAUUGGAAUAACCUCACUCAUAGCAUCAGUGAAGACAAGGUCCUGAUUGCAGGAACAGGAGCCUCAAACAUUUCUGAGAUCCUGAGCCUGCUGAAUGAGACUGACCUGCUGAGCAGCUCGUAUCUGGAGGACUUUGGGGGAAGGAGCUCCUCAGGGAAAGAGCUGAAAGAAUUGGUCAGUGACUACCUGAGCGCCGCCGGUGGCCGCUGGUGCAGCUGGACGUCCUCUCAGGUUGGCCACUUGGCCUCCUACGUGCCAGCACGUCUUCUUGGCCUGUAUCACCUGUUGAUUUUCACACUUCCCGGGACACCUAUCUUUAGUUAUGGGGAUGAAAUUGGCUUGCAGGCGGCCACCCUGCCUGGACAGCCUGCUGAAGCCCCCAUCAUGCUUUGGGAUGAAAAAACACUUGGGUCUUCUGAGCCUGUGAACCUCAACAUGACUGUUCAGGGCCAGAGCAGCGACCCCACCUCCCUCCUUGCUCUCUUCCGAAAACUGAGUGACAGCCGAGGGAAGGAGCGGUCCUUGCUGCACGGGGACUUGGUGGUCCUGCCCACCCAAGACGACCUCUUUGCCUACGUGCGCUACUGGGACCAGAACGAGCGGUUCAUCGUUGUCCUCAACCUGGGCUCCACGAGGCAGGAGGCUGAGCUGAGGAUGCCCGCUGUGCCCAGCGGCCGGAAGCUGGAGCUUCCCGAGAAGGCAGCCCUGGUGCUGAGCACCCAAGGGGGCCACCAGGAAGGCAGCGUGCUGCCCUUGCACAAGCUGCCCGUGGCCCCAGGAGAAGGGCUGCUGCUCAAGUUCUCCUACGUGGCCUAGGCUGCCCGCUGGGUCCCCUCUUCUCGUCGGGUCUUUGUUGUGUUUGUGUGCGUGUUGGCAGGGCUCGGGGUGGGGGUGUUUGGGGUUUUUUUUACUGUUGAAGAUGUCACGGGACGAAGUUUUGAGCCUGGAGCUGUGUAUUAAAACGAUAGUG